CGACGAUGUCGAGAAAUUCAGGGUUGGGUUAGGUCAGGUUAGGUUAAUUCUAAGAAAUCCGCACGUUCUCAAGACAGAUUUUUCAGAGCUCGCGUUAGAUUCUGAGUUGAUUUUGAUUUGUCAUAAAUAAUUGUAAGCAAUGAACGAAGAGGAAUUAAUACGAGAAAUUGUUGCUCUGAAGAAGACAUUACGCGAAAAGAAAGAUACGCUUAGACGCUUACAACGAGAUAAGCAUGUAGUUCAAGAAUGCGGUUUGACCAAUGAAGAAAUCAGCAGAUACAGUAGACAGAUUUUAGUGCCUGAAAUCGGGGUGAAAGGUCAAUUAAAGUUGAAGAAUUCGUCGGUGCUGAUCGUUGGGGCUGGAGGCUUGGGAUGUCCUGCAGCACUAUAUUUAGUUGGCGCCGGAAUUGGGCACAUUGGUAUCAUCGAUUAUGAUGAAGUGGAAAUAAACAAUCUUCACAGACAGCUAUUACAUUCCGAGGAUAGCAUCGGGGCUUCCAAAGUCGAGUCGGCUAUUGCAGCACUGACUCGGUUGAAUAGCAGCGUUAAUAUAACACCUUACAAGAUUCAGUUGGACAGCAGCAAUGCAUUGGAAGUAAUACAACAGUAUGACGUUAUUUUGGACGCUACCGAUAAUGUUGCUACCAGAUAUCUAUUGAACGAUGCUUGCGUGUUGGCUGGAAAACCACUGGUUUCAGGCUCUGCUUUGAAAUUUGAGGGACAAUUAACUGUCUACAACUAUCGAGGUCCCUGUUACAGAUGCCUUUUUCCAAUCCCUCCACCUCCUCAAACUGUGACUAACUGCGGAGACGGAGGUGUGCUGGGCGCAGCUGUAGGAACAAUAGGUGUUCUGCAAGCCUUAGAGGCAAUGAAGAUUAUUUUGGGAAUGUCUGGCGUGCUGGCUGGCAGAUUGCUACUGUUUGACGGAACAGAGGCAUUAUUUAGAAAUGUGAAAUUGAGACCGAAGAAUCCAAAUUGCCUAAUAUGUGGAGAUAAAUCUACAAUUGAUAAACUGAUUGAUUACGAAGAGUUUUGCCGCGCUAAAGCGAAUGAUAAAAAUCCAAGUUUAAAACUACUCGAGGAAUCUGAGCGACUCUCUGUUGAAGAAUAUCGUAAGUUCACUGAUAGUAGUGGAACAGCUCAUGUAUUGCUUGAUGUUCGAUCUCACGAAGAAUUUGAAAUAUGCAAAUUGCCCAAUUCUAUUAAUGUUCCGUUCACCCAAAUUUCUAAACCUGACGGCCAUGAACUUGUGGAACAGGUUAUUAGAAAUAUGAGAAACGGGGAUACUCCUAUAGAGGUAAUUGUGAUAUGCAGACGUGGUAAUGAUUCCCAAAAGACGGUUAAAAUGCUCAAAGAAUUGAUCCAAGACAAAGCUGUGAAAAUAAGAGACGUAAUCGGUGGUAUUCACGCAUGGGCAAACAACAUCGACCCGACAUUCCCAAUCUAUUGAUGUUCAAUAUCGUUAAUAAACAAUCUUUAAUUUC
Diprion similis is the source of this 1484-nucleotide messenger RNA. RefSeq names its product adenylyltransferase and sulfurtransferase MOCS3 (gene Uba4). Lineage: Eukaryota; Metazoa; Arthropoda; Insecta; Hymenoptera; Diprionidae. The coding region runs from base 140 to 1450 and encodes 436 amino acids. The record is from RefSeq and is a predicted model, not a curated record. Gene Ontology annotation, cellular component: cytosol; cytoplasm. Gene Ontology annotation, molecular function: adenylyltransferase activity; URM1 activating enzyme activity; thiosulfate-cyanide sulfurtransferase activity. The transcript is spliced from 5 exons. Gene Ontology annotation, biological process: tRNA wobble position uridine thiolation; protein urmylation.